Messenger RNA from Syngnathus acus (greater pipefish), 3285 nucleotides. RefSeq lists its product as uncharacterized. NCBI's taxonomy places the organism in Eukaryota, Metazoa, Chordata, Actinopteri, Syngnathiformes, Syngnathidae. The transcript is spliced from 16 exons. Bases 323 to 3214 code for a protein of 963 amino acids. The record is from RefSeq and is a predicted model, not a curated record.
AUUUUUUUCCCCCAAAUCUAGUUGAGUGGGCCUGUCGGGAUGGCUAUCUAUGGCUUCACGUGCUCUCCAAACAGACGGUCCAGUUUGAGGCCAUAGAUCCCAAUGGCGUGCAUCCCAUCAGCAGUUCGCUGGCCUCGCGCUGUGGCUACACCAUUAGCACCUUCAAGGCGGGUGGCUUCACAACCUUCAGAGCUUCGUACUACUCCUGCUUUACUCUGAUCCAGGUAGCGUGGCUUCACCCCAUCCAGAUCCUCGUACCAGGAGGUUGAAUUUUUUUCUUUUUUUUAAGGAUGACCAAGUGUUCACCUUCCAAUUUAAUGUGAUGGUGAGCGACGGCGGUUCCGAGUGGAUGAGCCAAUCUAUUUCAGCCGUGUGUUCUGGUCUGAGCUUAGUCCAGCGGGAGAUCAUGUGCGAGGAGGACUACAUGGAGGUGAAUGUCCAGCGGGAGGCUUCGUGCGACGCCCAGCCGGGACCAGUCGGACAAACUGAGCACGCGGCCAUUUCCCAGGCUCUGAAAACAGCCAGCUGGGCUUCUCAGCUGAUGUUCCUGGAAGCUGAUGGCCAUCUGACCUCGCUGUCAAUUGCGGAAGCGGAGAGCCGAGGUUACACUUUGAGCCUGACCGCCAAGAGGGCGGUGCUUCGAGCUCCCUACAAAACCGCCAAGGCCCAGCUGAUCCAAGUGGAUGGUGUCCCCGUCGUGUCGGUUGGCGUUUUUCUCUUCUAUAAGAUGCAGCUGAUGGUGGUGAUGAUUGACAUGUCCAUGGCCUGCACCGUCAUUUCAGCUUCUUUUGACGGCGUCCGGCUGGUGUGGGAUGUCCCCAGAGUGCCCAGGCCUCUCCUCGACGAGGGAGCGGCGUUUAAAAGUCUGAAGCGGCGUCUGGAGGUGGACGGUGUGAUGCUGGACGAGCUGAGCGCCGCUGCUAAGGGUUUCAGUCUGCUCCAACAAGAACAGCUGGUCCGAAUCUCGGUACCCUUUGGCGCUGAGGGCGGCUACAAAAAGAGUUUGGUGGUCAACAACAUGUACAAGGAGACGUUUGUGAUUUCUCUACUGUAUGAACAUCUGUUCCUGGCUGAGUAUCAAGACGGUGGCAGCGUUGAAACAAAAGUCCGACUUGUCAGGGUCCUCGAAACCCCGCAGCUCUGUCGGCUACCUUUCAGCCUUAACCAGACGGCCAUCGACAAGGGCGUGUUCGGAAUUUAUCUGGGCAACAUUCCCGGUGAUGUCAUUUUAGAAAAGGUCCAAGUGAAUCACAAGCAGAUGGCGAUGGAGGCAACGGAAGGCGGACUGGUCGUCACCCCCGUCGUGCAUCUCAACGGCAGCCGAGCUUACAAACUCCACCUUGCCUUUACCAAUGCUGCCGUUCGGAGGAUGUACAUGGGGGAAGGUUUGGUCCAAUACGCCAUCGACGUCAACUUCACUUUGACCAAAAUGCCCGAGAAGGAGUCCUACUAUCAUCACACCUUGAUCAUAGCCCAAGUCUUGAGCGCAUAUCCACCAAAGAUCACGGCUCAGUGUUUGGACCGAGGAAUGGUCUUCAGCGUGGCCGUGUCUUCCGGAGCGGAGUCCCUCUGGGAGGUGGGCGUCGACCAGGAGCCGCUGACGCCACAACUGGCCGCUCAAAGAGGCUACAAACUCCUCAACGACAGUCAACAAAUCGUUUUGGAAGUUCCCGUCUUUUCCAUCGGCUACACUUAUGACGACGUCAACCUGUCCAACUUUUAUGGGACGUUCAAGCUUCUUCUUCGAGAUGCUAAAACUCUGGAGGUUCAGACGUCCACAUCCAAACACUGUCUCUUCAAAACUGAAGACAUGAUAGUAUGUUCUGCGGAUGGCAUCAUAACGGUGGUGACAACGCCCACGGCGACCUGGCCCGCAGUGCAGCCGGAAAGAACCACCCUACUGGACCCAACCUGCCGACCCAAAGAGACGGACGCCACUCGGGUCCUUUUCCAGUUCAAGCUGAACUCGUGUGGGACCAGGACCACGGUUGGAGACUACAUGCUUUACGAGAACGAGAUCCUUCACGACAGACGGCUCAUUGCAGAUGGAGCCAAUUCCAUCUCCAGAGAUUCUCAGUUCAAGUUGACUGUGAGGUGCUUUUAUCCGCUAAGUGGAAUUAACAGACUGACGGUGGAUCGGGUCUCCAGAGCUAAAACUACUGGAUUUGGGUCAAUCGACGUUUUCGGAAGCCUCACAGAUCCAAAGAAUCUUCCUCCUGACUGUAUACAGCAACUUUCUAGACAUGCAAUGAUUAGCCAAUCAGAAACGGCGCAUGCCCGGGUGCCAGAAGUUGAGUCCGAGCCUGAACGCCAAAACGAGAUGCAGCUCAAACUCCCGAGCCAGCAAACGGAAGCGCCACCCAAUGAGGACGUUCCAACACCUCCUCCAUCCACAUCUCCAAACAAAGACCGGCAAGAAGAAGGAUUUCCUUUAAAGUACGACUACUUGACACUGCGCCGCCUUCAGCCAUCGCAAGGGUACGACUACUCCGUUCCAAGUUUCCGUCCGGAAAGCUCUGCUCCAAGACGGAAUUGGGCUCCUGUAAGCCAAAGAGAGUUCAUAAAGCCAAACGAGCCUCGGUGGAACUCUAAGAAGCAGCCCAGUGAGGGACAUCGGCAUUCGGGCCCAUAUCACUCGUUCCAGACCAACCGGUACCAGAGGCCUGGUAAUGCUCCUCACAUUCCAGUUCCUCAGAACUCUGCAGAAUUUAGCCACAUCCCUAACAAACAAAUCCCUUUUAACAAUGUUCAAAAUAUUCGAGUUAAACCUCAAAGCAGACUCCUUUUUCCAAAUCACAACCAGCAAAUAUUUCACUCUGGUGAGACGGCAGCCAGCAGUGCAAACAGUCGUGGCAAAAUGUCUUCCAUUGUGAAUAACGUUGUUGAAAUACCAGGACCAUCUCCAAGUAUGAAUGGACCCGGUUUCGGAGGAUUCUUGGCACCAGUAUCGAGCUGGUCUCGUGGGGUGUCGUCCCUUAGCGGCCCUGUGAAAGAUGCUCCAGUGUUGAGUGUCCAAGAACUAAGCGCUCGUGACACUGACGAGAAGGUCAUGGGCUCUACUGCUUCUCAAAUGGCUUCGGGUUUGUCGAGGCGCUCCAAUCAAAAGAACUGUCGCAGCAUGUCUGACGAAUACGGAGCCAGUGUUCACCAUGGGAUCAUUCGAGGGAUGGAAGGAUUUGAACAAGCGGCGGUGGAAAAAGGCCAGAUGGGGUGAGAAUGCGUGAUUAGAAGAUGGCGGCCUCAAGUUGUUGUUUAUAAUUUCAAUAAAAGUAAAGUUGUGCUUUA